UUCGCUUCCUUUUGGUCGGUUCGGCCUCUGGAGCGUUGUGUCAGGUUCUAGGUGACGGGACCGAGAAGGUCCGAGAGGAGGGUCUGUCCCCGCUACACAGGCGCGCGUCUGAGGCUCGGCGACGCAGCCGGGGGUGCCCUGCGCCAGGCCCGGGAGAGUGACCGUCGUGCCCGCGUCUCGCCUCCUCUCCCGCCGCUCCCGGCCCCGCUCCGCCCAGGGAGUCCGAUGGCGGCGGCGGCCCUGAGGGACCCGCCUGAGGGUGGUGUGACCUUUGAGGACAUUGCCCUGUACUUCUCCUGGGAGGAAUGGAAGCUCCUUGAUGAGGCUCAGAGACGCCUGUACCAUGAUGUGAUGCUGGAGAACUUUGCACUUGUAUCUUCACUGGGUUGCUGCUGUGGAGCAGAGGAUGCAGAAGCACCCUUUCAACGAAGCAUUUCUAUAAGCAUGUCACAGGCCAGGACUCCCAGGGCAGGCUCAUUUUCCCAGAAGAGCCACCCGUGUAAGAAGUGUACUCUGGUCUUGAGAGGUAUUUUUCACUUGGCUGAGCAUGAAGAAGCACAACACAGCCAGAAAGUGUUCAGGUGUAGAAUAUGUAUGAAACAAUUUCAUUUUAGUGCAAACCUCCAAAAACACCAGAAGCAGCAUAUGGAAGAGAAAUCCUUCAGAAAUGCUGUAGUCAGGGCCUUGUUUGUGAAGAGCUUCAAAUGCCAUGUGUCAGGAAAGCCCUUUACCUGUGAGGAAGUUGGGAAAGACUUUCUGGCCACCUUGGGACAUCUCCAGCCACAGACCACUCACACCAGGGAGAAGCCAAACAAGAUUGCCCAGCGUGAGGCAACUUUACCAAGCAGAGAAAGUCAUUACAGCCAGGGAGAAUGCAAGAAAGCCUUCAGCCUGAAACAUGCACUUGUUCAGGACCAGGGUGUCCACCCUGGAAGACAUUGUUUUGUGUGCAGUGAAUGUGGGAAGACAUUCAGGUACAAAUCCUCAUUUGUUGUACACCAGAGAGUGCAUACUGGAGAAAGGCUUCAUGUGUGUCGUGAAUGUGGAAAAUCUUUCAGGCGAACCUCAACCCUCAAUCUGCAUCGAAGAAUUCAUACUGGGGCAAGGCAGUACAAGUGCAGCAGAUGUGGGAAAUCCUUUAACCAAAACUUUGUCCUUAUUUAUCCCUGGAGAAGUCACAUUGGAGAAAAUUGUUACUUGUGCAGUGAAUGUGCGCAGUUUCCUAGCUGUAGAUCCAUCCUAAUUCGACAACGGACAGUUCACACUGGAGAAAGGCGUUAUGAGUGUACUCAAUGUGGGAUAUCUUUUAGACGAAAAUUUUACCUCAUUGUACACUGGAGGGUUCACACAGGAGAAAGGCCUUAUGAUUGCAGUGAGUGUGGGAACUCUUUUAACAAUAGCUCGGUGCUCAUCCUACACCAGCGAGUACAUAAAGGGGAAAGGCCUUUUGCUUGCAGUGAAUGUGGGAAAUCUUUUACCAAUAGCUCGAUACUCAUUCUCCACCGGAGAGUUCACACAGGAAAAAGGCCUUAUGAGUGCAAUGAGUGUUGGAAAUCCUUUAGUCGUCAAUCUUACCUCACUCAGCACUGGAAGGUUCAUAGUGGAAAAAGGCCUUAUGAAUGCAGUGAAUGUGGGAAAUCUUUUAUGUCUCGCCGUGGCCUCCAUUAUCAUCAGAGAGUUCACACUGGAUCAAGGCCUUAUGAAUGUAGUGAAUGUGGGAAAUCUUUUACUUCUCACUCUGGCCUUCGUUAUCAUCAAAGAGUUCACACAGGAGAAAGGCCUUAUGAGUGCUGUGAGUGCGGAAAAUGUUUUACCUCCAGCUCUGCCCUGUGUUAUCAUCAGAAGACUCAUGCUGGAGAUAGGCCUUAUGAGUGCACCGUAUGUGGGAAAUGUUUUUCCUCUGGUUCCACCCUCAGUAAUCAUCAGAGAGUUCACACUGGAGAAAGGCCUUAUGUGUGCAGUCAAUGUGGGAAAUCUUUUUUCUCUAGUUCCAACCUCAGUAAUCAUCAGAGAAUUCACACAGGAGAAAGGCCUUAUGUGUGCAGUGAAUGUGGGAAAUCCUUUAUUCAAAGGUGUUCCCUUCUUAAACACCAGAGAGUUCACACAGGAGAAAGGCCUUAUGUGUGCAGUGAAUGUGGGAAAUCCUUCACCCAAAGAUGUCACUUUCUUAUACACCAGAGAGUUCACACAGGAGAAAGGCCUUACAAGUGCAGUGAAUGCGGGAAAUCUUUUUCCACUAGUUACAACCUCAGUAAUCAUCAGAGAAUUCACACAGGAGAAAGGCCUUAUUUGUGCAGUGAAUGUGGGAAAUCGUUUAUCCAAAGAUCUUACCUUCUUAUACACCAGAGAGUUCACACAGGAGAAAGGCCUUAUAAGUGUAAUGAAUGUGGGAAAUCUUUUACCACUAGGAGGAACCUUCGUUAUCAUCAGGGAGUUCACACUGGAUAAAGGCCUUAUGAUUGCAGUGAAUGUGGGAAGUCUUAUAUCUAUAGUUCCAUCCUCCAGGAUCAUCAGAGAAUUCAUGUAAUCAAAAGGUCUUAUGGGGGCUUCCCUGGUGGCUCAGUGGUUAAGAAUCUGCCUGCCAAUGCAGGGGACACGGGUUCGAACCCUGGUCUGGGAAGAUCCCACAUGCUGCGGAGCAACUAAGCCUGUGCAUCACAGCGACUGAGCCUGCGCUCUAGAGCCUGCAAGCCACAACUACUGAAGCCCGCAUGCCUAGAGCCCGUGCUCCACAACAAAGAGUAGCCCCCACUUGCCACAACUAGAGAAAGCCCGCACCCAGCAACAAAGACCCAACUCAGCCAUAAAUUUAAAAAAAUAAAAAAUAAAAAAAUAAAUAUUUCUAAAAAGGUCUUAUGAAUGCACUGUAUAUGGAAAUUCGUUUAGAGCAAAUUCUUAUCUCACUGAACACUGUAGAGUUCACAAUGCAGCAAAGCCUUAUGCAUGCAGUGAAUGUGGGAAAUCUUUUUCAUCUAGGUCCAGACUCUGUUAUCAUCAGAGUGUUAUGAUCAGAACAGGGUCAAGGCCUUAUGAGUAUAACGAAUGUGGGAAAUCUUUUUUGAAGAGUUCUUCACUCAUGCAAUAUCACGGAAUUCACACAGGGGAAAGGCCUUAUGAGUGCAGUGAAUGUGGGAAAUCUUUUACUUUUAGAUUUUACUUCAUCAUCUUCAGAUGGUUCACACAGGAGAAAGUACUUAUGACUACAGUAAAUGUGGGAAAUCCUUUAGGGAUAAUUCUCAAUUAAGUCAGUACUGCAGAGCUCACACUGGAGAAAGCCGUUAUGAGUGCACUGUAUUUGGGAAAUUAUUUAGCCAUAAAUCUCACCUUUCUCAAUACUGGAGACUUUAUGCUAGAAAAAGGUCUUAUGAGUGCAAUGAGUGAAGGAAAUCUUUUACCUGUAUUUCUAGUCUUCAUUAUCAUUAGAGAGUUCAUAUAGGAUGAAGACCUUAUGAGUGUAAGGAAUGUGGGAACUCUUUUUCCCAUAGGUCAGCACUCAUUUGACAUGGGAGAGUUCACACAGGAGAAAGGCCUUAAUGAGUGCAGUGAAUGUGGGAUAUCUUUUAUCCAAAGAUGUCACCUAAUACACCAGAGAGUUCACACAGGAGAAAGGCUUUAUGAGUGUAGUGACUGUGAGAAAUCUUUUACUACUGGGUCUGGCCUCCAUGAUCAUCUGAGAGUUCACACUGGAGAAAAGCCUUAUGAGUGCAGUGAAUGUGGGAAAUCUUUUUCAUCUAGGUCUGGUUUCCAUUAACAUCAGAGUUCACACAGGAUCAAGGCCAUAUGAGUGUAGUGAAUGUGGGAAAUCUUUUAUUUGUAGUUUCAUUCUCCAUGAACAUCAGAGAAUUCACACUAACAAGAGGCCUUAUAAUGCACUGAAAGUGGGGAGUCCUUUAGAGCAAAUUCUUAUCUCAUUGAACACUGUAGAAUUCAUACUGGAGAAAAGCCUUAUAAAUGCAGUGAAUGUGGGAAAUCUUUUUCGUCUAUGUCCGGCUUCUGUUAGUUCACACAGGAUCAAGGCCAUAUGAGGGUAGUGAAUGUGGGAAAUAUUUUCCCCAGAGCUCUGCAGUCCUUCACCAUCAUUGUUCACAGUCCUUCACCAUCAGUGUUCACAGAGGUGAAAGGCCUCAAGUGUCUGGUGAAUGUGGGAAAUCCUUUACCUCUAGUUCCACCCUUUAUUCAUAUCAGAGAGUUCACAGGAAAAGCCCUAUUCGUGCCAGGAAUUUGGGGAAUUCUUUCCUAAAGAAUUUUCCUCAUUAUACAUGGUAGAGUUUACACUGGAGAAAGGCCUUGAGCAUGCAAGGAAAUGUGCAAUUUUCUAGUUCAGGGUAACAACGUUGGAAGAAACUGAGGAGCCGCCCAUCUGAAUUCAAUCUCAUAUAUCCAGUUGUCCACAGGGGGAGAUACCCCUUAAGUUUCAGUUGUGUGGGAAGCAUGUGUGGCUAUAUUGCACCUUGUAAUCUGUCCAGGGCUUUCCCCAGAUUUAUGUCACUGCCCGUUUCUGUGGCCAUUUUACCUCUAUCACCUGGCAGGUCCACACAGUGUGCAUCAGUCACCAGCCCAGUGCGCUCAGGGAAACUGACCUCUGUUCUUCCACGUGUUGGAGCAAGCCAGGAGUAGUAGCCCAGUCCCUUCAGGGUUGGUGUUCCCCCCUCUUUGACUAGAUGUACAAAAGCCUGAAGGAAUGUUGUCCCGGAGAACGUCAUAUGAAUUCAGCUGACAAUGUGCAGAGAAGGACAACGUUUUCCAGGGACAUGUACUCACAUGCUCAGUUUUUCUGUCUAGCAAGUCACCAACCCAAACUGUGUGCCACACAUUGUUUUGGUUUGUAUAAUAUGGAUGCCUUACUGUUUAAGGCCUAUUUUGUUUUGGAGUUCUUUGUACUGCUAGAGGUUUUUUAUAAGGAGAUUUGGGCUCCACAGGCAUGGGCCUCAGGGAGGAUAGUAUGAUGGCAAAAAGUGGCUUGCCAUUUUUGGCCAAAUUUUCAUUGGUGCCAGUGAAGUCGUAGGAGAGAGGGCAGGGCUUUUUGGUCCUCAUUUGAAGCCUGGAUGCUAUGAGUUUUAGGAGACUCAUACAUCACCCUGAAGAGGAGUAAGAUGUGACAACCUCAAGUUCUUGGAGCAGCAUGAAUUUUUUCUCCUGUUCACAGGGGGUAUCACAAGAGAUGUCAGCACUGUUGAGAAGAAUCUCCUCCCUUGGUUUUGCCAAGAGCAUGUGCCCUGAUGUCCACAAUUCCAUGGGUGACAGUCACUGGUUGUAAGACUAUAGGGGCCAGGGGAAACUGAAACUUCUACAGAAACUGGGUUAGUAGGGAGCAGAGGAGACAGCAGCCAGCUCAUUGGAAUGUGCCUCUUCUAAAAGUGCAUCCACAGAUGUCUUUGUGACGAUGACCGAUGUGCACGAUCAGCGUGUACACAAAUCUCAGGACCUCCAGCCAUGUUUAUCUUGUGUAGCUGAGGUCAUUGUCAGAGAAGAUAAUUGGAAAGUUUUGUGGAUUUUUGUAACCUCCCUGCAAUGUUCGCCUCAAGGCCAUUGCUGCACAGGCAGAAAAAAGAAAGGUAGAGAAAAGUAGUCCAGGGAUGUGGCUCUUGUGAGCCAGCCAGCAUUCCUGUUGACUGAAGUGGAAAUGUCCUUUAUUACUCGCCAGUGUUUGCUGCCACUGAGGCAAGACUGACCCCCAGAGGGCAUGACAAAAAGAUGGUGGAGUCAAUAUAGGGCUGUCAAAUCUAUUUUCCAAAAAAGUGGGGCAUACAGAUUUUGUUUAUCUUAAAGUGGUUUUUUUUAAAGCUUUAUUUAGGUGUAAUUUACAUGUAGUAAAGUACACAUAUUUAAAGUGAAAUAUUUGGUAAAUAUUGACAUACACAUGAUACCUGUGAAAACAUCAUCACAGUCAUGGUAAUGACCAUAUCUCUCACCAUGUAUUUGUCUGAUGUCCUUUUACAGUCUCUGUGUCCCUGCCCUUUACAGCCCUCCAAGCCACCAUUGAUUUAUUUUCCAUUAUAAUAGAUACCUUUACUUUUUCUAUAAUUUAUAUGAUGGAAUCCUUAAAUGUUUACUCUCUU
This is a messenger RNA of Balaenoptera ricei (Rice's whale), 6059 nucleotides long. Its product is annotated as zinc finger protein 256-like. The record is from RefSeq and is a predicted model, not a curated record. Lineage: Eukaryota; Metazoa; Chordata; Mammalia; Artiodactyla; Balaenopteridae. Bases 226 to 2448 code for a protein of 740 amino acids. Gene Ontology annotation, cellular component: nucleus. The transcript is spliced from 3 exons. Gene Ontology annotation, molecular function: RNA polymerase II transcription regulatory region sequence-specific DNA binding; DNA-binding transcription factor activity, RNA polymerase II-specific. Gene Ontology annotation, biological process: regulation of transcription by RNA polymerase II.